AUGUCUCAUCCCCAUUCGUGUGCCGUUAGGCUCGCGUGUGCCGUGCCUGUCACCGCCGAAACCGCACAGGCGUCUGUCCCCGCGUCGCCCACAAGCACCUCCGCGUCGCCUACAAGCGCCUCCGCCUCGCACACGAGCACUGCUCGUCUCUCACCAGCUUCGCCCAGCGAUGGGCAGCCUGGCACGUCCCGACUCGGCACCUCCACCUCCUCAACCAAGGCCACUUCCCACUUCGUCGUCCCAUCCCACUCCUUCUCCCACACGCACUCCUUCCCGGCGCAGUGGUCCAUCCUGCCCACGCCCUCCGCGGGUGCCCCCGAGCAGUCGCGCCCCCACCCCCACGUCUCUGGUGCCGGCGCGCGUCCCCCCGGCGGGCGGCACCAGUCCAGGGUCACGGUCGCGCUCGAGAUCAUCGCGGGCCUCACCGGGCUCGUGCUCGCGAGCGCACUCUUCCGGUGCGUGUACUCGUACCGACGCGCGCCCGCGCGGGACCGCAUCGCCGCCCUCGUCGACCGCCACACGCUCCAGCGGGAGGUCGAGGAGAGCGAGCGCGGGCGCAUCGUGCGCUCGCUGCACGCCACCUGGCGCCCGCCCCCGCCGCGAUACGAGCCCGCGCCGGAGUACGACGCCGUCGCGCCCGCGGGGGACUCGAUCGACUGGGGUGCGCCGCCCGGCUUCACGGACCCGGGGCACUACCGCGACGGGCUGGGUAGCCCGUUCGACGGGACGAACGCGCGCACCUCGCUCGCCCGCCCGCCACCGUCCCACCCGUCCCGGUGGGCGUGA
Molecule: messenger RNA, 786 nt
Organism: Epithele typhae
Lineage: Eukaryota; Fungi; Basidiomycota; Agaricomycetes; Polyporales; Epitheliaceae
Exons: 1
Coding region: 1-786 (261 amino acids)
Source: RefSeq, a predicted model, not a curated record